Baudoinia panamericana UAMH 10762 is the source of this 1156-nucleotide messenger RNA. RefSeq lists its product as uncharacterized. The record is from RefSeq and is a predicted model, not a curated record. NCBI's taxonomy places the organism in Eukaryota, Fungi, Ascomycota, Dothideomycetes, Mycosphaerellales, Teratosphaeriaceae. The coding region runs from base 244 to 1038 and encodes 264 amino acids. Gene Ontology annotation, cellular component: membrane. The transcript is spliced from 3 exons.
CUCGACCAUGCAAUACUGGCAGAUUUCGCGGACUUAAGACAGGGCUUAUCCGGUCUGCUCAUACCGCGCGCAUGAAAGAGUUGUAUGAUAGCUGAUCAUUUUGUGCAUCCGAAUGCGUCAUGGUCAUCACCAUGGACAUAAGGGCUGCUCGAUGCCGGUGUAGUUCGAAGAAGCAUAUGAGCGCUAGAACGAACCAUCAGAGCCAGCCUACUUAUUCUCUCAGCCUCCCAAUCACUGUAGCAUAUGGCUUCAUCAUCCCAAGAGAUCGUCUUCAUCACUGGCGCCAAUACGGGCAUUGGCUUCCAGAUUGUAUCGCAACUCCUACGUGACCAUGGAGACCGCUUCUACGUAUUUGUUGGCAGCCGCACGCUCUCGAAGGGUGAGGCAGCGGUGCAGAAGCUCCACGCUGAGGGCUCGAAGAACUGCGAGGCCGUCCAAAUCGACGUGACGGACAACAGCUCGAUCACGAGAGUGGCCAAGACCGUGGAAGCCAAAUUCGGUAGGGUCGACGUGCUGCAUAUCAAUGCCGGCAUAGCUCACCCAGAUAUGCACAAUCAGAAAGCAGGACAGGAUCGGAGACCGAUCUCUGCGACCAUAAUGGAGACGAUGCAUACUAACGUCGCUGGCGCCGCGGAGACUGCCGAGACCUUCAUACCACUCUUGCAGAGGGCUGAGAAUCCGCGCAUUGUCUUCAUGUCGACGUCGCUCGGCAGCCUGACAAUGAAUCACACCAUACCGGGCAUGAAUGCACUAUGGCCAGCGUACUCCGCCAGUAAGGCUGCGCUCAACAUGAUCAUGCUGUACUACUGGGGUCGCUACGGUAAAGAGAUGCGGAUUAAUGCAUGCAGUCCCGGUCUCAGAGCGACCGCACUCAACGACUUCGGCACUGCAGGUGUACCCAGUUGGCUCAAGGCUGGCGGUGUUGAAGGUGGCGCACGUAAUGCGAUACGCCUGACGCUACUUGGCAAAGAUGGAGAAAGCGGCACGCACACGCACUGGAAGGACGAGGAGGAUAAGUGGGAGAACAUUCCUUGGUAAAUGAUCCUUAGCAUGUCUCAACUCCGAAGGAAGGUGAUCGGGUCAGGAUGACCUAGGACGCCUUGCGAACUGUCCUGAUAGCUCCCAGCAUUGUUCUGAGGUUAAAACUGAAGGUCGC